Messenger RNA from Mus pahari (shrew mouse), 2029 nucleotides. RefSeq names its product HDGF like 1 (gene Hdgfl1). The coding region runs from base 72 to 944 and encodes 290 amino acids. The transcript has a single exon. The record is from RefSeq and is a predicted model, not a curated record. NCBI's taxonomy places the organism in Eukaryota, Metazoa, Chordata, Mammalia, Rodentia, Muridae. Gene Ontology annotation, molecular function: double-stranded DNA binding; transcription coregulator activity. Gene Ontology annotation, biological process: regulation of transcription by RNA polymerase II. Gene Ontology annotation, cellular component: nucleus.
UGCCCGGUGGCCUGAGCAGACGCGGUAGGCAGCUUCCGGUAGUCAAGGCAGGGGGGCCCAGAGCACACGCUAUGUCUUGCUUCAGCAGCCCUAAAUACAAGACCGGGGACCUGGUGUUUGCCAAGUUAAAGGGCUAUGCCCACUGGCCAGCGAGGGUCGAACAUUACACUGAACCCAACCGCUACCAGGUGUUCUUCUUCGGGACCCAUGAGACCGCCCUGCUGGGUCCCAAGCAUCUGUUCCCCUACGAGGAGUCCAAGGAGAAGUUCGGCAAGCCCAACAAGAGGCGCGGCUUCAGCGAGGGGCUGUGGGAGAUCGAGCACGACCCUAUGGUUGAGGCCUCCCCUUGCCUGUGCUCAGAAGAGGAGCAGAGCUUCGCUGAGGAGUCUGGGCUGGUGGAGGAGCUGGAGCUGGAGCUGGGGCAGGAGCUGGGGCAGGAGCUGGGGCAGGAGCUGGAGCCGGAAUCCAUGCCUGAGCUGGAGGCAGAACCUGAGAUGCCGGAGACCGAGUGUGAGCAGGAGCCCGAGCCCCAGGCUGCCUAUGACCUGCUGGAUGCCGCUGUGGAGGAGCCGGGCCUCGUCGAGGCCGAGGCAGGAGAUCAGCAAGCCGAGCAGGUGCAAGAGCAGCACCCUGAGGCUGAGGCAGAGGCGGAGGCCGAGGCCGAGGCCGAGGCCGAGGCCAAGCCUGAGGCCAAGCCCGAGGUGGAGGAUCCGGGGUGUCUGAAGAGGAGCGCGGAGGAUGAACAGCCUCAUUGUCCUCUCAAACGGCCCAGGGAGGAGGCUCCUGGCGCGCUGGAGAUGGAGACGGCUGGAGAGCGCGAGGCUGAGGCCUGCCCCUUCGUGGAGGAGCCUGACCAAGCCCAGGAGCUGCUGCCUCCGUUGGAGGAAGAGGCCACAGAAAGGGUGGUCCAGGGCCUGAUUGUUGGAGAAAUCGAAGUCCUGUAGUCAACGUCAACGGUGUUUGUUGAAGAGCCCUUUUUACCCGUUCCUGCUGCCACCUGGCUGUGGCUUGGGAAACCCACCAGGGCCCAGGCUUCACCCCAGUCCACCUCUCCUUCAUUCACUCACCUUCUGACAAGCCUAAAUUGCUGGCAUGAAGGGACAGGCUUAAGUUGACAUCAACUUUGUGGCUUAAGUCGUGGCCACCCUUCCCACCCUAAACUCUUAGGGGCAUUUUGGACCUCUGCCUAGGAACCAGUAGUGAAGAGGGGUGGAAGAUAAAGAGCAGGGACAACAUUCAAAGGUCUGGAAGGAACAGUCUGUAAACUAUGGCCAUGCUAGUCUUCCCCACAUCCACCCUGAGUACCUGUCUCAUCCUCCCAUAAUUCCUUUCAGAGUAUCGUAGGUUUGGGGAAAGUGAGAUAGCAGUGUCCAGUAAAGAUUUUUUGUUGUCCCUGGCACUUUCUUUUUUAAUUUCUUACAAAAACAUUUGGGGCUCCCAAGUCAUAAGAUCUGAAGACUUUUCCUGCCCUUUUGGGUUGAAGAGGUGAGACAUUAUCCUCUCCACACCUCUUGGGCCACUGAAGGAUGCCCUGAGGAAACUUCUGCUGCUCCUUUGAAUCCACCCUGGAGCCCCAAGCCUUUAUUUCGUACAUAUAUAAUUUAAACAUAAGAAUACUUUAGAAACUGUUUUUAUUUUAAAAGGAAUUUUACUAUAUUUAGAUCAACCUUUGGUUGUGACUCCUAGUUUUCCUGUGGCCAAUCUCAUAUCCCUUAUUGCUUGAGGUUUGAUGACCUGCUUGUUAAGGUCUUGCUUUCCUUAAGGUGCUGCAAUUUCUAUCUGCAUGUCAGCACCUGGGCCCCUCAGUGUUGUCACCUACUGCAAAAUGUACUCAGAAGUUGAGUGUCCCUUCCCAGCCUCUUCUGUCCUUACUUAACUUUGUACCUGGACCCUCUUGGCCCUGCUCUUUCCCCUUGGGCUCUGAUGGAAAAAAACAACAACAACAAAAUAACUAUGCCUUUGGAGGUUUAGAUUGGAGAACCGUAGACUAUUUCAGUACUAGGAAAUAAAACCGUUGAUUACUUUAAAA